AUGGCUUCCAGAUCAGAGGAGGAUCUCUGCUGUCCGGUCUGUCAUGAGGUCUUUAGAGAUCCUGUUGUUCUGUCAUGUAGCCACAGCUUCUGUAAAGACUGUCUGAAGAGCUGGUGGAGAGAGAAACCAACACAUGAGUGUCCAGUUUGUAAGAGAAGAUCUUCAAGAACUGAUCCACCUCUUAACCUGGUGUUAAAGAACCUGUGUGAGUCCUUCUUACAGGACAGAGAUCAGAGAGCUUCAGAGGCUCUCUGCAGUCUGCACUCUGAGAAACUCAAACUCUUCUGUCUGGACCAUCAGCAGCCAGUGUGUCUCGUCUGCAGAGAUUCAGAAAAACACACCAACCACAGAUUCAGACCCAUCAAUGAAGCUGCACCACAACACAAGAAGGAACUUGAGGAAACUCUGAAACCCUUAAAGGAGAAGUUAAAGGUUUGUGAAGAAGUUAAAGUGAAGUUUCAUCAAACAGCAAAACACAUUAAGGUCCAGGCCCAACACACAGAGAGGCAGAUUAAGGAGCAGUUUAAGAAGCUUCACCAGUUUCUAGAAGAGGAAGAGGAGACCAGGAUGGCUGCUCUGAGGGAGGAAGAGGAGCAGAAGAGUCAGAUGAUGAAGGAGAAGAUGGAGGCUCUGAGCAGAGAGAUAGCAGCUCUUUCACACACAGUCAGAGCCACAGAGGAGGAGCUGAGAGCUGAAGACGUCUCAUUCCUGAACAACUACAAGGCUGCAGUGGAAAGAGUCCAGCGCUGCCCCCUGCUGGAUGAUCCACAGCUGCCCUCAGGAGCUCUGAUAGACCAGGCCAAACACCUGGGCAACCUGGCCUUCAACAUCUGGAACAACAUGAAGGAGAUGGUCUCCUACACUCCUGUCAUUCUGGAUCCAAACACUGCUCAUCCAAAACUCAUCCUGUCUGAAGAUCUGACCAGUGUGAGAUAUGGUGGAGAGAGACAGCUUCCUGAUAAUCCAGAGAGGUUUGAGUUGGUACCGUCUUUCCUGGGCUCUGAGGGCUUUAACUCAGGGGCUCACAGCUGGGAUGUCGAGGUUGGAGAUAAUAAAUGCUGGAGACUGGGUGUGUUAUCAGAGUCUGUUCAGAGGAAGAGAUUCAUACAGUCUGGAUUAUGGACAAUAGUGUUCUUUAAAGGUAAAUACUCAGCAUAUUCACCACCAGCUCCCUCCACUGUUCUCUCAGUGAAGAAGAAGCUCCAGAGGAUCAGAGUGAAUCUGGACUGGAACAGAGGAAAUCUGUCGUUCUCUGAUCCUGAUACUAACACACACAUACACACCUUCACACACACUUUCACUGACACAUUGUUUCCAUACAUUUACACUGAUGAUAAACUGAAGAUUUCUCCACUGAAGGUCUCUGUGACAAAGCAACAGGUGUGAUGGAUGUCUGUAGUUUGUACAUAAAGUGAUGUGUAUGUUUCUUUAAGGACUGCUGGACUGUUCAGUAUUGUGUGAGGUGAUUGGUUAGAUGUGUGUUCUGUUGACCAAUCAGAGAUUAGUACCAUAGAGGGGUAAUUUGGGGCAGUAAUCAGUGAAGGAUGGCGACCAGAGUUAUAUUGAGCUGCAGUCACAAUUAUACAGUGCUGAGUGUGAGUUUUGGUUUAUUAGUUAUAUAUAUUAAGACAAUUUAUUGAUAUUUCACAUUUUGUG
This is a messenger RNA of Scomber japonicus (chub mackerel), 1656 nucleotides long. Its product is annotated as E3 ubiquitin-protein ligase TRIM35-like. Gene Ontology annotation, molecular function: protein binding; zinc ion binding. The record is from RefSeq and is a predicted model, not a curated record. Bases 1 to 1386 code for a protein of 461 amino acids. Lineage: Eukaryota; Metazoa; Chordata; Actinopteri; Scombriformes; Scombridae. The transcript has a single exon.